Messenger RNA from Rhagoletis pomonella (apple maggot), 375 nucleotides. Its product is annotated as RNA-binding protein Musashi homolog Rbp6-like. The transcript has 4 exons. NCBI's taxonomy places the organism in Eukaryota, Metazoa, Arthropoda, Insecta, Diptera, Tephritidae. The coding region runs from base 1 to 375 and encodes 124 amino acids. The record is from RefSeq and is a predicted model, not a curated record. Gene Ontology annotation, molecular function: nucleic acid binding. Gene Ontology annotation, cellular component: cytoplasm.
AUGACAAUAACGAAAAGUUGGGAAACUACUAGCAGAAGAGUGGCAAUAAAAGUAGUAAAGCGCAGUGAAAGCAAGGAAGAAGAAGUGUGGGAUGAGGAAGAAAUAGGUUUCGGCUUCAUAACAUUCAGUGAUCCAGCCAGCGUUGACAAGGUUCUAACACAAGGUACACACGAACUAGACGGUAAAAAGAUCGACCCAAAGGUAGCAUUUCCCCGCAGAGCGCAUCCAAAGAUGGUGACGCGAACGAAGAAAAUCUUUGUGGGUGGGCUGUCAGCGCCCACAACACUCGAGGAUGUUAAAAGCUACUUCGAACAAUAUGGACCGGUAAGUCAACCACUUUUAACAAGUUUUCCAAUUAAAUUGGUUUCGUAUUAA